UUUUUUAGUAUACGUGACUCUAGUCCGCAGACGACGUUGUUUCAACACAUAUAUACACACAAUUCUCUCUGCUGUCAAAAAGAAGAUUUUCGUUUAUUUUUGUUAUAUUAUACACUGGACCACUAUAGUUUAAAAUUAAAUCGAAUUUGUAUGUCUCGCGCUAAAUUAUAGAAACAAAACGUUUCUUUUUUAACAUGAUUAAACUAUUUUCCUUGAAACAAGCAAAAAAGGAUGGAGAAUCGCCAAGAGGUGGAACACAGAAGAAAGCUUCUGCAGCCCAGCUGAGAAUAAUGAAAGAUGUAAAUGAACUUAAUUUACCAAAAACAUGCCAAUUAGAUCAUCCUGAUCCGGAUGACCUUCUUAGUUUUAAAAUAACCAUUUGUCCCGAUGAGGGAUUUUAUCGUGGUGGAAAAUUUGUUUUUAGUUUUAAAGUUGGGCCUAAUUAUCCACAUGAACCUCCAAAAGUCAAAUGCGAAACGCAAGUUUAUCAUCCAAACAUUGACCUUGAGGGGAAUGUGUGCCUGAAUAUUUUAAGAGAAGACUGGAAACCAGUCCUUACUAUCAAUACGAUUGUUUAUGGACUACAGUAUCUUUUCUUAGAACCAAAUCCAGAGGAUCCAUUAAAUAAAGAUGCUGCUGAAGUUUUACAAAACAAUCGUCGAGUAUUCGAGCAAAAUGUAGCGAAAGCCAUGAAAGGUGGCUAUAUAGGUCAAUAUUAUUUUGAACGAUGUUUAAAGUGAUACAUCGCUCGUUUCAUGGAGUGUGUGUAAAAAAAAAAAUUCACAAUCGCAAUGGAGGUCUUGAAAAAAAAAAUAAAAAAAAAAUAAAAAAUAAAUAAGGAAAAAUUUUCCGAGUACGAGUAAUGGAGCACUUGGUGUAGGACGUUUUUUGCCGUAUACCGUACGUUUUGCUUUUUAUAUACUCGCUAGUUUUCGAAUAUUCGACGAGACCUUCGAUCUCUUUCUCUCUCUCUCUCUAUUUCUCUCUUAAAAACCAUCGAAUAUUUCACGCUUCUUUGGUCUAUAAAUCUAAUCUAAAAUAAACAAAAAUAAAAAAAACAGGAAUGAUUAAUUAUAACAGAAAAACAAAUUUUACUUGUACAUAAAUCGAUUAAAAUAUGUUUCAAGUAUAAAGACGGAAGUGAAAAAUGAAAAACUUUAAACUC
Messenger RNA from Leptopilina boulardi, 1165 nucleotides. RefSeq names its product NEDD8-conjugating enzyme Ubc12 (gene UbcE2M). The record is from RefSeq and is a predicted model, not a curated record. The transcript is spliced from 4 exons. Bases 195 to 740 code for a protein of 181 amino acids. NCBI's taxonomy places the organism in Eukaryota, Metazoa, Arthropoda, Insecta, Hymenoptera, Figitidae.